AUGAAAUUAUCAAAUGAUAAACAUAGUGGAUUUAAAAUUUUAUUUGAAAAUAUUAAAUAUCAAUAUAAUAUAGAACAAAUGAAUUUUCUUUCAUUAGGAAAAAUUUCAAGAAAAAUGAAUCAAUUUGAUGAUGCUGAAAAAUUUUAUCAACGUUUAUUAAAAGAAUUACCAUAUGAUCAUUCAAAUAUAGUUGAUUGUUAUUAUAGUUUAGAAAUUAUUAUUGAUGAAAAAGGAGAUUAUGAAUCAAGCUUAGAAUGGCAUGAAAAAGCAAUUGAAAUAAAAAAACAAACAUUAAAAAUGAAUGAUCCAACACUUGAAUAUCAGCAAAAAGCUUUAAUAAUAAAAAAUUUUCAUUUACCUAAUAAUCAUCUUAAUUUAAGUGUAACAUAUAAUAAUCUUGCUACUAUUUUUGAUUGUAUUGGAUUAACAUUGGAAAAUAUUUGUCUUAUUAAUGAAAUGAAAGGUGAUUUUUCACGAGGGAAAUUAUUUUAUGAAAAAGCAGCUCUGAUUCGUCAUCAUAUUUUAUCAUCAACACGUUGUGAUGUUAUUCAAAUUGAACAAGAUAUUAAACGAAUUUUAAUAAAAAUUAAAUAA
Molecule: messenger RNA, 594 nt
Organism: Rotaria sordida
Lineage: Eukaryota; Metazoa; Rotifera; Eurotatoria; Philodinida; Philodinidae
Source: the annotation of a GenBank genome assembly